AUGCGCCGGCGGGAGUCCACCGGGCAGCUCGCGAUACGGAGCCGGGGCGCGGCGGGGUCGCGGUAUGAUACGGGGCACGACACGGGCCGGGCGGGGUUUCGACCGGGCGGUCGGGACACGAGUUCCCCAUAUGGGGCGCGGUGCGGAAGCCAAGACCGGGCGAUUCCACCGGGCAGCUCGCGAGAUUUGCUUUGCGGUUGCAUUUCGGGUUCCCGGGUUGACCUUCUUGCUCAGGACAAACUCUGGAGUCCGGCUGGCAUCCCUGCUUUCCAUCCGGCGCUGAGCCGCGAUGACGUGGAGCAUGACAAGCCGCAUCCAGCGGCCCUCGAGGCAAUUGCGAGGAAGUGGAACCAGCAACUAGGCUCGGGGCUGCUGAUGGUCGGGGACUCCCCUUCGAAUGACAUUGGUUUUGGCAAAGCGGCCGGAGUGUCCACCGCUCUCGUGGACCCGAGGAGGAGGUUUCGUGACGGCGACUCCAGCUACGGUGCGGACGUCGUCAUCGACAGUCUACUUGAACUUCCACAGCUUCUUUGGAAAACAUUCGACAUUCCAGGCCCGCUGGGCUCCACCUCAGCGCAGACUCUCGCCCGAAAGUCGGAGCCUUUGCCAGAGACGGCCGCAUGUCGCGCAGCCGUUGAUGGAGACAUUGCAGCAUUGAAAGCGAUGGCGAGGGAGGACCUUCUGGCAGCAGACUCUAGCGGAAACACCCCGCUUGUUUGGGCAGCCGAUGCUGGGAAGGCAGAUGCGGUUGAGUCGCUGCUGGCAGCUGGCGUGGAAGUCAACGUGAAAGGCUACUUGGGCAACACCGCCGUGUCCCGGGCCUGCCGCCGUGGUCACGACUCGGUCCUGCGAGUUCUGUUGAGGUCCGGAACGGGCGUGGAUUUGGAUGAGCCGAACGAGAAAAUGCAAUCACCUCUUCAUUUCGCGGCAUUCAAGCAGAAGACUGAGGCUGUGAAGCUCAUGCUUGCCGCUGGGGCCAGCACCACCUCGCUGGAUCGGAAGGGCCGGACCCCCGCCGAGGACACGAGCGACCCCAACAUCCGUGAGCUGAUUCUCCAAGCGCGGGCGUCGCUUUGA
Symbiodinium necroappetens is the source of this 1077-nucleotide messenger RNA. The record is from the annotation of a GenBank genome assembly. NCBI's taxonomy places the organism in Eukaryota, Dinophyceae, Suessiales, Symbiodiniaceae.